AUGGCAGAACAUCUGGAGCUUCUUACACAUGAUUUCAAAUCUGUGAAGCAAGUUAAAACACUAUUAGAGCAAAACAAUGCGUUUAUCAAACCAAUGACUACUGAAAAUGGCGCGAAAGUGAUUAAGACUACACUUACUGCUGAUAGCGCCUUACUGACCGAUAUUCUUAACCGCUACAGCGGCAUUGAAACACGACCAUACGCACAUGACGCCGCUGAAACCGAGAAUGGGAUCACAGGCUUUACUAUGAAUUUCUUUCUAAGUCACGGAUUGCCGAAGCAACACUGCGAGGAGCUCGUGAAUCAUUUGCCGCUACGCUAUACGAUUUACAAACCAUUGAUAUUGUUCAACAACUCCAACCAGCGCAGCUUUAUGCUCGCUUGCUGGGAAAGCGCCUUCAAACUUGUUAAAAAACACGAAUACUUUGAGGCGAUGCUACAACAGCAGUUCCCACAGUGCACUCAUGUCGCAGUUAACAUGCCGAUAGUCGAGGAGGAUGUAAUGCGUCGGCCAUUUAACAUAGUAGCCUUACAUGGGACGCUGUUUGACGGCGAACUACGCGCAACCACCUGGAGUGCCCCGUCAUCUCAGGAUUUCAACAACACACUGUGGUGCCAUGUUGUGCAGAAUGGCAUCCACCAAGUGUGGGCCCCCACCUUUACUAUGUUCAGCCGCGGUAACAUCAAGGAGAAGAAACGCAUUUUAGAUAAUUACGAUGACAUAAGUGGCCACGACGUAGUUGACCUGUAUGCCGGAAUCGGUUACUUUACAUUGAGCUAUUUAAAACGAGGCGCACGCCGGGUCUUCUGCUUCGAACUAAAUCCCUGGAGUACAGAAGGUUUAAGGCGUGGUGUGCUCCUUAACAGGUUUGAGGGCAAGUGCCACAUUUAUCAAGAAUCGAAUGAGAACUGUGAGGAACGCUUACGCGCCUUCCAACGCGAUCAUAACGGCGGCGACCGUUUGCAAAUCCGACACAUUAACCUAGGCCUCUUACCGACUAGCGUGCCUGGCUAUCCAAUCGCUCUACGAGUGAUCCGCGAGUACAGCUCUUUGCCCUUAACAACUUUACACAUUCACGAGAACGUUCAUGUGGCUGAGCUACAAAACGGAGCCUUUGUUGAGCUGACGUUACAACGGCUACUCCGCAUCGAUGCCAGUUACAAUUACACACCAAGGCAUGUGGAAAAAAUCAAGACAUUUGCUCCCGACAUCUGGCACGUCUGCCUAGACCUUGACGUUCAUAAACUAUCCUCUUGA
Messenger RNA from Lachancea fermentati, 1257 nucleotides. NCBI's taxonomy places the organism in Eukaryota, Fungi, Ascomycota, Saccharomycetes, Saccharomycetales, Saccharomycetaceae. The record is from the annotation of a GenBank genome assembly.